Messenger RNA from Lathyrus sativus (Indian pea), 951 nucleotides. The record is from the annotation of a GenBank genome assembly. NCBI's taxonomy places the organism in Eukaryota, Viridiplantae, Streptophyta, Magnoliopsida, Fabales, Fabaceae.
AUGGCAGAAACAGCAAAAAGGUAUGCAGUUGUUACAGGAGCAAACAAAGGAAUAGGAUUUGCAGUAUGCAAACAGUUGGCUUCUAAAGGGCUCACUGUUGUGCUCACAGCAAGAGAUCAAAACAGAGGUCUUGAAGCUGUUGAGAAGUUGAAACACCUUUCCCUUCCUGGCCUUGUGCUUUUUCAUCAACUUGAUGUCUCAGAUCCUCCAAGUAUAACAUCAUUUGCAGAUUUUAUCAAGAAUCAAUUUGGAAAACUUGAUAUUUUGGUAAACAAUGCUGGAAUUCCUGGAGUUCACGUGAACGGUGAGGCUCUGGCUGCUACUAAUAUUAUGGUAAAUAAUGCUGGAAUUCCUGGAGUUCACGAGGACGGUGAGGCUGCUAAGAUUGUGGAAAAUCUUGGCCAGAUUGAUUGGAGUAAAAUACUAACCGAGAGCUAUGAACAAACUGAAGCAGGUAUUAAAACAAACUACUAUGGAGCAAAGGAAUUAACAGAAGCACUUAUUCCGCUUCUCCAGCUUUCAAGCUCACCAACAAUUGUCAAUGUUUCCUCAUCCAUGGGAAGAUUAGAGAAUGUUCCGAACGGAUGGCCUAAGGAAGUACUGAGUGAUGUUGAGAAUCUUACUGAAGAAAAAAUUGAUGAAGUUUUGAACCAAUUUCUAAAGGAUUUCAAAGAGGGUUCAAUAGUAGAAAACAAAGGUUGGCCUAUAAAUAUGUCUACAUAUGUUAUCUCGAAAGCGGCUCUAAGUGCCUACACAAGAGUUCUGGCUAAAAAGUUUCCAUCAAUAUGCAUCAAUGCUGUUUGUCCUGGCUUUGUGAAAACGGAUAUAAACUCCAAUACAGGUUAUUUAACACCGGACGAAGGUGCUGAAUCGAUUGUGAGAUUGGCAUUGUCACCGGAUGGAAGUCCUUCUGGAUGCUUUUUUGUUAGAAGUGAAGAGAAACCAUUUUGA